GUUCCACUCAGUUACAGACCCGCCGACCAGUUACAGACGGUUUAGAUACAGCGGACAUUUAACUUCGUCGCAGAAACAGAACAGAAAACAUGGCUAACCCAGAAAGAACAGUUGUUGUAGCUAUGGACGGUAGUGACUACUCUAAUUAUGCAUUUGACUGGUACAUGAAGAAUGCCUACCACAAGGGGGAUCAUGUGAUCUUUGUCCACUGUCCUGAGUACCAUACUGUUGUACAAUCACCCAUGGUGAUGGCCGAUGUGACGGUUCUGACUGACAUGUGGAAGGAAGAGGAGAAGAGGAUCAAGGAACUGUUGGAGAAACUAGGGCAGCAAAUGAAAGACCAUGGGAUCGGAGGAAAAGUUAAGAGCAUUGGCGGCAGCCCCGGUGAAGUCAUCUGCCAGGUGGCGAAGGACGAGAAUGCCCAGCUGAUUGUCACGGGAACACGUGGAAUGGGCAAGAUCCGCCGCACCUUCCUGGGGAGCGUUAGCGACUACAUCCUUCACCAUGCCCAUGUACCAGUGCUGGUCUGCAGACACAAGGACGACCACAAGAAUUAGAGAGGUGGCGGUGUAUCCCCACCCCAAAGGCAUCACUCUGACCCUCAGGAUCUACAAAUAAAAUGGAGAAGAUAAAAAUUUCACUAUUGGACUUUUUAUAGAGUAUCUUGUACUCUUGUUUUCUGUUUUUUUCUAGUUUGAUCAAAUUGAUAACCAUAAUAGAAAUUUUUUGUAUGCAAAAAUAUGAUGCAUUUGUUUGUGUAUGAAGCACUUUGUGUGAGAAUGAAGCACUGCUGAUUAUGAUAAAAUCAAUAGCUUCUCAUUUAAAUUGGUAAAGUCUAAUUCUUGGCAUCUUGUGGAAAGCCAGUUAGCAUUGUUAGAAGACCAUGAAUUAAUAUUGUAAAAACCGUGAAAUUUCUUGUUAUGCAUGUAAUAUUUGCUUUAGGAAUCUGUGUUCAAAUUCAGAAAUAUGGAGUAGCUAUUUACAUGUAUGUCUCAUUAAGUUGAUAUUCAGCCUCCUUUUACAAGGAAACAGUUGAGAAAUUGCUGAUUUUUAGAUACUGGCUAUUAAAAGGCAUGGGGGAUGUAUGAGGAAGCAGAAAUAUAUGAUAGGUGAUUUGGUUUCUGUAUGAUGGAACAUCCACCUGAGGGUAGAGGUUAAAGGUUAUAUACAAUGUAGUUCAUACAAAUUAAUGUUGCCAUAAUCGUACUUAUUAAUCAUUUUAAAUCUUCUAUUAAUUCCUGUACAUCAAUUUUAUAUUUUCAAUUUUUUUGAUUCAAUAUGGUAUUUGGAGGAACUAUCUAGAUAUGAGUAUUGUGUAAACACUUUGUUGUGUAGAGUAGUGAUUCUGUAUGCAUGUAAUGCAUAUUUAGGACAACAAAACCAGACCAAUUUCUAUGUAUUAUAACCAGUAAAUAAAUUUUACUACUAUGA
Magallana angulata is the source of this 1431-nucleotide messenger RNA. RefSeq names its product universal stress protein Slr1101-like. The transcript is spliced from 4 exons. Bases 90 to 557 code for a protein of 155 amino acids. The record is from RefSeq and is a predicted model, not a curated record. NCBI's taxonomy places the organism in Eukaryota, Metazoa, Mollusca, Bivalvia, Ostreida, Ostreidae.